This is a messenger RNA of Danio rerio (zebrafish), 585 nucleotides long. NCBI's taxonomy places the organism in Eukaryota, Metazoa, Chordata, Actinopteri, Cypriniformes, Danionidae. The record is from RefSeq and is marked predicted. Gene Ontology annotation, molecular function: calcium ion binding.
AUGGGACAAACUGCAACUUUGCCCUGCAGAAAAGGUGGAACGUACGUCAUCGAGCUUUAUGAAUGGUUCAGGAAGUUUCUGAAUGAGUGUCCAAGUGGCCUGAUCACCCUGCAUGAGUUCAGACGGCACUUCUGCAAUGGGACGGUAGGGAAGGAAUCAGCAGAGUAUGCAGAGCAGAUCUUUCGAACACUCGAUAACAAUGGGGAUGGAGUUGUGGACUUCAGAGAAUAUGUGACCGCCAUCAGCAUGUUGAUUGAGGGCUCGACGGUGGAAAAACUGCGCUGGUCCUUCAAACUUUACGACAAAGACAAAGACGGAGCCAUUACACGAUCAGAGAUGCUGGAAAUCAUGCAGGCGGUGUACAAGAUGAGUGUUGCAGCAUCACUCACCAAACCUGAUCCCCUGACCGCUGAAGAGUGUACCAACAGGAUUUUUGUACGACUGGACAAAGAUAACAAUGCCAUCAUCAGUCAAGAUGAGUUCAUUGAAGGCGCACUGAAUGACGAAUGGAUCAGAGAGAUGCUGGAGUGUGAUCCCAACACAGUGAAGAUGGAGAGAUCUCUUAAAGGCCACACAGUGCUGUAA